This is a messenger RNA of Sodiomyces alkalinus F11, 320 nucleotides long. RefSeq lists its product as hypothetical. The transcript has a single exon. Bases 59 to 229 code for a protein of 56 amino acids. Lineage: Eukaryota; Fungi; Ascomycota; Sordariomycetes; Glomerellales; Plectosphaerellaceae. The record is from RefSeq and is a predicted model, not a curated record.
CUGGUGGAUGUGAGGCAUCGCAGAAGGUGGAAGUCGGCAAACGCACUUGAUCGACAAAAUGAAGCUUCAUUCGUCCCAGAUUUUUCAAAACAUCUGGUUGCCUGUGCUUUCAUGUUCUCCGAUGUAUCGUGUUUGUUCGUACCGCCUCCCGUAUAUCUCUUCCACGGCCCUCGGACGCUGGGAAGCAAUUGCCUUUGUGGACGACUCGACCCGUAGGCAAACCAAGUAAGAGCAUCAAGUAACAGCACCGGGCAACACCAUCUUCUGACAACACAACAACAACAACAACAACAACAACAACAACAACAACAACAACAACA